GCUUGUGGUUUGUAUGGGUGUGUCUGAGUGUGUGUGAGUAGUUAUGUGGGAGGGGGAAAAGCUACUGAGCACAACUCCUGUGUCAUGAAGAACGGUUCACUAGCAGGCCUGUGACCGCCGAACAGCCGCGAUGGACUUCAUGCUGAGCGGGGCGGCCGCGUGCGGAGCCUGCCUAUUCACCAACCCGCUGGAGGUGGUCAAAACUCGGAUGCAACUCCAAGGAGAGCUCAAGACCCGGGGCUCCUACCAGGUUUACUACCGAAAUGUGUUUCACGCUUUUUACACUAUCGGUAAAGUGGACGGACUUGCCGGCCUGCAGAAAGGUCUUGCGCCAGGGCUCGUGUAUCAGUUUUUAAUGAAUGGUGUCAGACUCGGCUCGUUCGCCAUCAUUGAGUCCUCGGGUCACAUCCACACGGAGGGCAGGGUCAGUGCGGUUAAAACCACGCUAGCAGGGGCUGUGGCCGGAGUGGUGGGAGCCGUAAUGGGAAGCCCCGUGUACCUGGUAAAGACUCACCUGCAGAGUCAGUCUACCUCCUCUAUUGCAGUUGGACAUCAGCACAAACACCAGGGGAUGAUCCACGCUCUGGCAGCCAUCUACAGGCAGCAUGGCAUUCUGGGACUGUGGAGGGGCUCCAGUGCUGCUAUCCCGAGGGUCAGCGUGGGGUCAGCUGCUCAACUCUCCACUUUCUCCUCCGCCAAGGAACUGGUGCUUGACUUACAGGUGUUCCCUAAGGACAGCUGGCUCGUGGCCCUCACUGCCGGUAUGAUCAGCAGCGUGGUGGUGGUGGUAGCUAUGACGCCUUUUGAUGUCGUGAGCACGCGGCUCUACAACCAGCCCGUGGAUCAUUUGGGCAAGGUGAGGAUAUGA
Molecule: messenger RNA, 868 nt
Organism: Notothenia coriiceps (black rockcod)
Lineage: Eukaryota; Metazoa; Chordata; Actinopteri; Perciformes; Nototheniidae
Gene: slc25a35
Product: solute carrier family 25 member 35
Exons: 4
Coding region: 131-868 (245 amino acids)
Source: RefSeq, a predicted model, not a curated record